AUGCAAGGCGUAAUCCUGGAUUACAUUCGCACGCAGGAAACAAGGGAACUAAGGCAAAUGUUAAAAAAGAUAGCAUCAGGCCUUGACCGUACAAGUCUCACAUACCAUGAAGGCCCCUUCGGCUCCAGUCGUCUCCGAAAAGCCAUGGCUAGACUAAUUACUACCUACUUUCACCCUGCUUCGCCGAUCACAUUGGACAACAUCCUUUUCACAAGUGGCGUAACGAGCCUAAACGCAAUCUGUGCUCUCUGUCUAACCGAUCCUAAAGACGGGAUUUUACUGGGUCAGCCCAUCUACGGCUCCUUUAACGGAGAUUUCUCCGUUCCCUCCAGCUGCCAACUGAUCUACACUUCCUUCCAAGGGGGCGAUCCAUUCAGUCCAGGUGCUGUGAUUCGGUAUGAAGAAGCCUUUUUAAAAGCACGAGAUGAGUCCGGAGUAUCAGUCCGGGCUCUCCUAAUCUGCAACCCUCAUAACCCGCUCGGUCGAUGCUACCCGCGCGAGACUCUGGAGGCGCUCCUGCAGUUCUGUCAAAAGUAUCAGAUCCACCUUAUCAGCGAUGAGGUGUACGCGUUGUCGGUUUACGAAGAGGAGAGUUCCACAGAUGGCUUUGUUUCUGUUCUAUCAAUCGAGCCGGCCGAUAUUGGAGUGAAUCCAGCCCUAAUUCAUGUGCUGUACGGAAUGUCGAAGGAUUUCGCCGCGGCGGGUUUACGACUGGGAUGUUUGAUCAGCCAGAACCAGAGGUUCUUGCAGGCUGCAUUGUCCAUAAGUCGGUUCCAUUGGCCUUCGAAUAUAUCGUGUAGCAUUGCUACUAUCAUUCUCGAGGAUCACUAUUUCAUAAAGAACUUUUUCCAGCAAAGCCACCGAUUACUUCGUUCGCAUCGGGAUUUGGCGGCACAAGUCUUAGUAGAGGCGGAAAUCCCCUUUGCUCCAGGGGGGAUUGCGGGGUUUUUUCUGUGGAUUGACCUUUCUAGGUGUUUAGAUCCUACAAUUGUCGCUGAUCAAGAUGGCUGGGCCGCAGAAUCGGACCUAUCCCGCCGGUUAUUACAGAUUGGGGUGAAGAUGUCAUCAGGUUAUGCCUAUCAUAAUGAGGUUCCAGGCUGGUUCCGCAUCAUAUUCUCGGUGGAAGUGGAAACCCUGAAGGAGGGCUUGUCAAGGAUUGUCAAGUUCUAUCACAGCUCGGGUGGAUCAUCUUAG
This is a messenger RNA of Penicillium daleae, 1194 nucleotides long. Its product is annotated as pyridoxal phosphate-dependent aminotransferase. Gene Ontology annotation, molecular function: pyridoxal phosphate binding; transaminase activity. Gene Ontology annotation, biological process: biosynthetic process; amino acid metabolic process. NCBI's taxonomy places the organism in Eukaryota, Fungi, Ascomycota, Eurotiomycetes, Eurotiales, Aspergillaceae. The transcript has 5 exons. The record is from RefSeq and is a predicted model, not a curated record. The coding region runs from base 1 to 1194 and encodes 397 amino acids.